AUGAAAUCAUGGCAAGCUCGUGUUGAUGUGCUCCAGGAUAAUUUUGAAGAUGAUAUUCGAAGUGAAUUCCAAAACAAUCCGAAGCCAUCAAAUAUACUGAACAAACUUCCAGACAACAUUAGGACAUCUGCUUUAUUCCCAAACACUUCGAAUGUUGUUGAAAGUAGAACAGAAACUCCAUCUGCGCCUCCUGAAGAAUUAAUAUUGGAUAACUCAUUCAAUUCAAACUCACAAUCAACUACUUCAAGACAACAUGCACUUCGAACUUAUCAAAGUUCACAUCAUAUUUCUGAAAACGAUCCUCCUCCAUCAUACGCAGAAAUUGCUCAUAAACUAAAGAAAUAA
Molecule: messenger RNA, 345 nt
Organism: Clunio marinus
Lineage: Eukaryota; Metazoa; Arthropoda; Insecta; Diptera; Chironomidae
Source: the annotation of a GenBank genome assembly